AUCUUUGUGCCUGUCAAGAAUAAACCAAAUAGAGAGUUUAAACAGAGUUCUUCCUUUUCCAUUGGUCUCUUUUAUUAUUUUUAUCACUAUUAUUUUUAAUUAAGUCUCAAGCAGCUCCAAAACUUCAACUUCACUCUCUCAGGUGUACUUCUACUUCCUUUUGUCAGAUCUCAAUUCUCCAAGUUCAGGAACCAAACUCAACCCUCCACCAAUCCUUUUUCCUUCUUAUUUAAUACCCUUUUCUUCAUUUUCUGGUUCUUACUUGCUGAGUUUAGUACUUGGUAAUACCUCAUGCAUUGAAAACUCCCAUUGAAAACUCCCAGCUUCUGCCAAUUCCUUGUGCAGAACCGCAUUUAAGAGGUUUAGAGAGUUACCUUAAUGCCACAAGGUUCUGCAUAAAAGCAUCCAUCCCUCUCUUGCAAUUGGAGCCCUCAAGUUUAAACUUUUAAGACUUCAAAAAACCCUGUGAAAUUGUCAACGUCCCUCAGCAAAACCGCAACACCUACCCAAUAAGCUGGCGUUUCUGUCACUAUAAAAACAUACAAACUCUCUGCUUUCACCACAGAGUAACAUUGACCAAUAUUAGGCCUGAAAACAAUGUUACCUCAGAAGCAAGGUGAAGAAACCAUGAUGUCAAGCCUUAGUGAGACGAUUGAGCGUGAUGAGAGAGAGGAAGAGAAGGUGGGUAGUAGUAGUUCUUCACAUUCUACCUUGAAAAGCCUUCUUUGGCAUGGUGGGUCUGUUUAUGAUGCUUGGUUCAGCUGUGCCUCAAAUCAGGUUGCACAGGUUCUGUUAACACUGCCAUACUCUUUCUCUCAGCUGGGAAUACUUUCAGGCGUCAUAUUCCAAAUCUUCUAUGGCCUCGUUGGAAGUUGGACUGCAUAUUUGAUUAGCAUUCUGUACAUUGAGUACAGGAGCAGAAAAGAGAAAGAGAAUGUCAGCUUCAAAAACCAUGUCAUUCAGUGGUUUGAAGUGUUGGAAGGUUUAUUGGGUCCGUACUGGAAAGCCAUUGGCUUGGCCUUCAAUUGUACUUUUCUACUCUUUGGAUCUGUUAUUCAGCUCAUAGCUUGUGCAAGUAACAUAUACUACAUAAAUGACCACUUGGAUAAGAGGACUUGGACAUACAUUUUCGGAGCUUGCUGUGCCACCACAGUGUUCAUACCUUCGUUUCAUAACUAUAGGAUUUGGUCUUUCCUUGGCCUUGGCAUGACCACGUACACAGCUUGGUACUUGACCAUUGCAGCUCUUGUUCAUGGCCAGGUUGAAAAUGUGACUCAUACGGGCCCAAAAAAAUUGGUUUUGUAUUUCACUGGCGCCACCAACAUACUCUACACUUUCGGCGGGCACGCCGUCACAGUGGAAGUCAUGCAUGCAAUGUGGAAACCUCAAAAGUUCAAAUAUAUCUAUCUUUUUGCUACUCUUUAUGUAUUCACACUCACCCUCCCAUCUGCCACUGCCGUUUACUGGGCCUUUGGUGACCAACUCUUGGACCACUCCAAUGCCUUCUCUCUUCUUCCUCGCUCUGGUUGGCGUGAUGCGGGUGUCAUCUUAAUGCUCAUUCACCAGUUUAUCACUUUUGGAUUUGCUUGUACACCAUUGUAUUUUGUGUGGGAGAAGGUGAUUGGAAUGCAUGACACAAAGAGUAUAUGUUUGAGGGCUCUUGCAAGGUUGCCUGUGGUGAUACCAAUCUGGUUUUUGGCUAUUAUUUUCCCUUUCUUUGGUCCCAUUAACUCUGCUGUGGGGGCUCUUUUGGUUAGCUUCACAGUCUAUAUCAUUCCUGCUACUGCUCAUAUGAUCACUUAUAGGUCUGCUUCUGCUAGACAGAAUGCUGCAGAGAAAUUGCCCUUCUUCAUCCCAAGCUGGACUGCAAUGUAUGUGAUAAAUGCAUUUGUGGUAGUGUGGGUUCUAUUGGUAGGCUUCGGAUUUGGAGGGUGGGCUAGCAUGUCAAACUUCAUCAAACAGGUUGACACAUUUGGACUAUUUGCUAAGUGCUACCAGUGCCCACCAAAAGCCCCAGUUUCCAAUCACACACUGCAUCACUGAAAAUCAUAAGUUCUUUCGCAUGAUACAUAGGGAUGCAUCAGCAUCUCCCCCCUUGUGUGGCGUGAGCUGUAUUUUCCCUAUCUUUUUGUUUAAUCUCCAUAUAAAUAUUGUCAAUGCAUAUGUUCCCUUGUGUAGCAAGGCAACAUUGUUAUAUUUUGCUUUUGAAUCAUUUGGGUUAAUCAUAAACAUGGCCUAUAGUUAGCUCAUAUAUAUAUAUAUAGGGAUUGAUGUUUGGCAAUUGGCAUAUAGCGACUUUAAGUAAAGCCUGCAUGUUUCUAAUAAUGUUCCCAUAGGACUAUAUAAUGAUUUUUUCCCUUGAAAAUCUUAAGUAUUACUAAAUCAUGUAUGUCUUGUGAAAUUAAAAUAUGAAGGCGUGUAAUG
Molecule: messenger RNA, 2424 nt
Organism: Abrus precatorius (Indian licorice)
Lineage: Eukaryota; Viridiplantae; Streptophyta; Magnoliopsida; Fabales; Fabaceae
Product: auxin transporter-like protein 1
Exons: 9
Coding region: 598-2043 (481 amino acids)
Cellular component (GO): plasma membrane
Source: RefSeq, a predicted model, not a curated record